GCGUUGGAGGAGAGUUUCGCCCGGUUGUCAUUCCCAGAGGAAGAAGAGGGUGUGAUCGAAAUUUACCUGUCCAGUCCUACCUGGUGCUCCUGUAGUACAUGUCGGCCGUCGAAUUUCAUCUGCCGUACGACGUUAAACACUGGCUUCACUCAGGAGUAAGACGGAGAAGGCAUUAAAGGAUGCGAAGAGGAUCCUGACUCGCGGCCCCAACAUGAGUGUGACAUCAUGGUUCCUGGUCAGCAGCUCUGGCACACGCCACCGGUUGCCACGGGAGAUGAUCUUUGUUGGCAGGGAUGACUGCGAGCUAAUGCUGCAGUCCCGCAGUGUGGACAAACAGCAUGCUGUUAUCAACUACGAUGAAAACAGAGACGAGCACAUGGUGAAGGACCUGGGCAGCUUGAACGGGACGUUUGUGAACGACCUUAGGAUCCCAGACCAGACGUACAUCACCCUCAAGCUGUCUGAUGUCAUCCGCUUUGGCUAUGAUGCUCAUGUGUAUAUCCUGGAGAAGAGUCAACACAAGGUCCCAGAGGAAGCUCUUAAACAUGAGAAGUACACCAGCCAGUUGCAGCUUAGUAUAAAAGCCCUGCAGGCCAAGGCGAAGGAAAAACAGCAGCUCCAGAGCUCAGAGAAGAGCAAAAGCUCUGCUCUCAAACUGCAGGACAGAGCUGAGCGGAAAGCCCAGUCUCUCACAGCUGCCACAGAUUCUCCGAUAUCCAAGCCUACUCCUCUCUAUGGCCAACCGUCCUGGUGGGGGGAGGAUGAGGACUCAGCCAACAAAAAUAAGAACAGAGGUGGAAGAUCGCCAGAACAGGAGUCUCCAGAGCCUUCCAAAGACCUGUCCAGAUAUGAGGUCAACGGUUCUCUGUCAGACAGUCAGGCAAAGUCCAUCCUUUCCUACCGCCGGGAGCCCAGCUACUUUGAGAUCCCAACAAAAGAAUUACAACAGCGACCCGCCAAGAAACUUGAGUCACAGGUUCAUGAGGUUCCCACAAAGGACACUCCAGAUCCCACUGAGGGUGUCUCUUCCGGGCCCACACCUCCUGUGGUCCAAAGCCACGCCUCCUUCACCAUCGAAUUUGAUGAAUGCACGCCAGGUAAAAUGAAGAUCAAGGACCAUGUGACCAAGUUUUCUUUCCGCCAGAUGAACAAGCAGUCUUCCACAGAGCUUGUUACCACACCUACAGAGGUGAUGUCAGCGGAGAGCAAAGUUGCUGAUUGGCUGGUCCAGAGCAAUGCUACCAUGAUGAGGAGGAGGUCACAGGCCGAAGACUUGUAUAGCACAAACAGCGACCCAUCACUCCUGAAGAUCACCAAGGCAAACCAGCGUGAAGAUGGCACUCACAGUGACUCAGGGGAUCCUGCAAUCAAUGGAAGUGAUUUCCUCCAAUCAGAAUCUCAGAUUGGGUCCCAGGAGUCUCCACAACCCCUGAGAGCCUCCCCACCACAACGCUUCACCUCCCCUGACUCCGAGGAGCCCUUAUCCUGCUCUCCACCGGAGCCUCAGUCCCUAUCCAGUCUCGGCAAAGCUGAGCCUCACCAAGCCUUUGUCAUUGAAUUCUUCGAUAAUAACUCAAGAAAGAAGCGCUCCCAGUCCUUCACCAAUAACACAUCCCCACCUGAGCCCUCAGGCCUCAGGGUCCAGCUGGAUAAGGUGAGGAAGAGCUCAAGCCCAACUGGGGAGAGACGAGCCCAAUCUCCAGCCUCCACCACUCCCCCAACCCAGCGAUACACUGUCCCCCUGAAGGGCUCUACUCCCUCAGGCUUCCAAAGAGCUGGCUCUCUACGCAGGGAGAAGACAGAGGACCGUAUCAGCACCGGCUUUUCCUCUCGCUCUUCAUCAUCUGUGUCUGUAAGGCCCUUCAGCAGUGUGGGCAGGAGGUCCAAACUCGCCCAGGAAUUCACUGCUGAAUUUCUCAAACAAGCAAAGGAGUCCUCUUAUGCCAGCUGGGAGAAAAAUACAUCUAGUGCCCCUGCAGCAGCUAAAACAGAGACAGUGGCAGUAUCCCAGGCGAGUCCCCCUCCAUCUCAAGCUCCCUACCAGCCACAGACUUCCUCUCCUAUCCACCAGCCUGUUCCCCUCAAGGCCCCUGUGAUGCCCGUGGCGUCUCAGAGUGAGGAGGUCAAGAGCCCCCAUGUCGGCCCCAGGAACGAAGAGGAGGACAGUCUGAGUGACGCAGGAACUUACACUAUCGAAGCGGAUAUUCAAGAUAGAGAGCUAGAGGAGGCACGGAGCAAGAUAGACCAGGUGUUUGGUGUUUUUGAGAGCCCUGAGCGAACCGACCUGAGUGAAGCAGAAACCUCACCAGCAUUUAGGCCUGUUAUUGUUGAGAGCAGAGAGCAGCAUAGGCAGAGUAGCAGUGGGGAGGUUCAGUCAGCAGGUGCAGUGUUACAGGGGGCUCCUAAGUGGAUGUCUUGCUGGGCCAGCUUGGCAGACAGCUACACAGAAUCUGGCCCUGCGUCUGGCCUCUUUGACAUCUCUCCCCAGAUGGAGCUGUCAGGAGGGGCACGAGGCACAAUCAUCCACAAGGCCACGCACAGCCGACAUCACGACAGCACCGACUCUGACGGUUCAAGAGCUCGGCGCAUCCUGCCCCAGGUACCGCUGGGGGAGAAGAGUGACAUUCCAACUCCCAGCAUUCAUGUUCAUUAUGACCCGCAUUCGACAUUUGAUGUAGGAGAGAGUAGCUCAGUGGCCACCCGGUCUCAGGAUAGCCUUCACAGGUUGUCAGUGCAGGACGACGUGGAGCCUGACAGCCUGAGUGACGCCAGCAAGUCAGAUGAUGGUUCCAUUAUAGAGCAAAGGAGGAGACCACUGUCAGACACAGAGGAGAAGAAAAAAGAGGGAAGACUGAGACCCACAGACUCAGCCAAGCCUACAACAUUCUACAUUGGGUCAGAGUCCAAACCUGAACGUGGGGGCUCAAACCCCAGCACUCCCAAGACUGAAAUAAAACAUGUAACCAAAAUGUUCUCAACAGCCACCCUUACCAAACAGAGAGGGAACCAGGACUCUGGGAAAGUCAGACCCAGUGUGUCGGCUCCUAUCUUGAGCCAGACGACACGCAGUCCAGAACCCAAAGAGGGCGGUGCAUCUACUUUAAUCAGACAAGAGAGUUUCACCAAGGAGCGGCCAAGCAACGCCAGAUUGCCCAACAUCUCUAGCUUGCCUGUUCAGAGAGGCCCAGACAUUGAAUCAUUCCAGGGAGUCUGCAAUCAGGACACUCGUUCUUUCCUCAAAGAGACGGAGGAUGUUCUGGCUGUUCUGGAGGCCAAACUCCAGGCAGGACAGUCGGAAAAAACACCAUCUCCAAUAAUGGACUCUCUUUCUGCUGAGUCUGAUGUGGACACCUCCAGCACAGUCAGCCAACAAAGCAAUAAAACCAGGCCAAACACAGUGAGUAAAAAACCCUCUGUGAGUGGCUUCAAUAGGGAGAGGUCUUCAGCCAGUAUAGCUAGUCAGGACUCAAGUCGCCAGACAUCAGAUAAGCGGCGCACUCAAGGAGCAGACAGCAACAAUAAGACUGAGAUUCUCAGGAGGCCCGUUGGACUGAGACGUGGUGUUGGUAAACGUGACUCCACAGAUCUAAGUGACGACCCUCAGAGCUUACCUUACUCUGAUCAGGAGUCUAACAACCAAACCUGCAAAAAAUACACAGUGCCGCUUCAAAAGGAGGACGGCAAGGCCUCCAGAGCGUCCCAGGCCUUGAAUCGUGCCAACAGUUUAUCAGCACCAAGACCCACCCGAGCGUCCAUGCUCCGCCGGGCUCGCCUGGGAGAAGCUUCAGACAACGAGGGCACUGAGACAGACAGGCUGUCCCAGGAGGCAGCCAAUGCCCCAGCUAAGCAACCCCAGGAAACCAAGAAACUCUCCAGGUUGGAUAUGCUCGCGAUGCCUCGUAAGCGGACAAGCUCGUUCAACACGCCCAGCGACACGGAGGCCUCUUCCACACCACAGUGGACAGGCAGGAGCACAGGAUUCUCCAACCGCAGCACAGAGUCCGGCAGCAGCUCAGUUCGAAGGGCCUCUGCUCCCAUGUCGAAGCCUGGGGAAAGGCAGCAGAAGGCCCCGCUCAGCAAGGCACCAAUCACUCGCGGACGGUCGAGCAGUGCCAAAUAUGCCAGCAGCACUGCAAGCUCCAGGAGACGACAGAAAGGCUCUGACUAUACGUCUACCUCAGAUGAAGAGUAUGACUCAAACCAGAGCACUCCUAAACACAAACGCUCCCAACCUUCCUCAGCCUCUCAUAGCCCGCGCCAUCAGCCUCGGCCCCAGCCGGUGGUCGCCCUGCGUCCGAAACCCUGCAGCAGAGAUUCGGAGGAGGAGAACCAAGAAGGAGACGCCUUCCAAAAUUGGUCCAAUCACAGUUCUGAAAUUGCACGGUUGAGUCAAGACCUGGCAAAAGACCUCGCUAUCUUGGCCAGAGAGAUCCAUGACGUGGCAGGUGAUGGUGAUCCACAAAACCCUGGAGCGGAGAGCAGUGCACCUGUCUCCACUGUGACCGCUCAUGAACAGCUGGUUCAUCGUAUUCCAGAGGCUGGAUUAAACUACCAGAGAGUCCCACCGAGUUCUGCGUCUCCAAGGGAACCUGACCAGAGCACAAGUGAUCAUGAACAGAGCUCCAGGCAGCGAGCUCGGAGCAGAGACGAGGUUAUCGUGGACAAUCUGAUGCUGAACCCAGUGUCUCAGAUCACCAUGGCCAUCAGAGAAAACACUGAGCAACUUGCUGACAAAAUUAAGGUACUGUUCCAGGAUAGGAUGGAUAUCUGGGAAGAAAUUGAGGCCAAGGUUAAUUCUGACAAUGAUGUUCCUGUUGUCAAAACAUCCAACAAGGAAAUUACGUCUAUCUUGAAAGAACUCCGGAGAGUUCAACGACAACUUGAGGUCAUUAACACAGUCAUGGACCCCAGUGGGCAGCCUGAAGCAUCCAAGGCCUCAGCCUCUACCGUCUCCUCCUCAUCCGGAGCUCGAUCCUCCAGAGCUCCUGCCUCUCGAGACUGGAGAACAGUCCACUCUGCCUCCAAACGUGGCGGCGGCCCGAGGCCCAGCGAGAGCGUCAGGAGAGCAGCUGUGACACCUGACGAUGUCAGAGCUGGAUAUUUGGUCUGAAACAAACACGCAGGUUCCACCGAUGCUGAACUUCUGCUGUUGCACCACAAACCCAGGUGUGGGACUGACGUGCUCACACUGAAACCAAGAGCGGGGGAAAUGAGACUGUAUCCACGGAACUGUAGCCUCCCAUACAUCCAAACAUACACACUACUGCACUAUGAGCACUACACACCUACACUGUGGUGUAAUUCACAGUGAAGCCUGCACUUAACGCCCUUAGAGUAAGCUCAGUGGGAGGCCGACAUGCAGUAUGAGGUGAAGAUUUAAGGAAGUACCAAAAUACUUAAAUGAACCUCACAUCUGGCAGGCCUUAGGACAAUACUUGAUUCUCUGUGUUAGACGUCGACCUCUAUUUGCCAAUGAUAUGACCUGCAUUGCUGAUUUUAAAAGCUCAUUUGUUUAUUUGAAAACCAACCUGAGCAUAAUCAUCUCAGGGAAAUCUGCUAAUAUAUAAGAUUUCUGUUUAGUGACAAAUCACAUUUUUGAGGAAAUAUUAGUACAUUGAUUUAGUUUUUGCGUAGAAAGAACUGCAGUAACACCAGCAGAUCUAAAGUGGACUGCAUACUUGCAUCCUCAGUAAACCCAUUUCUCCCUUGUUUGCCACUUUUCCCUCGGUGGACCAGAUUUAUUGAAGAAUGUAAAAAGUAUUUAUUAGGGCUCUUUUGUGAGACACUGUAACCGAGACAACGUGACUUUGGGAGGGUUAGUAGACGCUAGUGCCAGACCAAUUAAUGUUACAUUACACAGUUGCUACCAGCCAAUUUCUUGAGUAUUUAUUCUGUUAACAUUUCCCAGUGUAGCGACUCUGCCCAGGCUCUUCUCAGUACUUGGACACUAUAUUUUGUCCAGCUGGAGAUGAAAACCCCUCAGGAAUGUGUGGUCCAACUGGUAGGAGGGACUCCAGAGGUUAGUCACCUGGCAACCACAAACUCAAGUGGCUAUAAAACAAGCGUUUUUGAAGCAUUCCUGGUUUCGCUACCUUCUGAAAAGUGUGUUUUUUUAUUUGUAUCAAACACAGCUGGAGGCUUGAAAGUAGUUUUUGUUGUGUUUGUCAUGCCUGAAGAGCACAGUUAAUUGAGGGCUGGCCAAAGACAAUCAGAAAACGACUGACAGGAGCGAGUGUCCUUAUCUAUGUUUGUACUGAGCUCAUCACACGACACCAUAUGCUUAAGAGCUAUCAGAGCACUGUGGUAAGAUUCGAUAUUUCCUCUCCGGUCACAAGUUCACUCCUGAUGGGUCCUCACAUGACAGGAGAUGUAAUGUAAAUUUAGCUUGGAAGUUGACAGUUAUGUGAAACUGUAAACCUGAUGAUUAGUGUCUGUUGUUGUGUGUGUAAAUAUCUAAAGAUAUGUGUACGUCAUACCAAUUACCUCUCAAUCUUGUCUUUUGCACUAAUGUAGUACAACAUCACCCCCUCGACCUGAUAUGCUGCAAACUGAAAGCCGUUACCCUCCUUGCAAAACAUUGUAAACAUUUGAUGUUGAGGUUUGAAGCAGGAGACAAGGCGACCCAGUAUACCAGCGAGUUUCUGUUUCCUCUCCCCAGACCAGAUUGUACACGUGAUUGUAACUGGGAAGUACCUUCAAGUGCCACAGAGCUGUGUGGGACGGUGGUUGUUUACAAGCAAAAAAACUGAAUGUUUGUCUGUUUCCUUCACUUGCUCAAAGUGUUGCUGCUAUUCUUCUUCUAUACGGGAUAGUAUUUCCUCUUUGCUUUACUCCAUCUAAAAGCUACAGCCUGUUUAAGAGCUGAAAUUUAGAUCAUAUUUGUCAAAUUGUUUCCCCUUUUUUUGAUAUUCAACUCAUGUUUCCCCUCCUUUCACCCAGAAUAAUUUGGUUGUAAUUGUGCUGUCUCGUUAGUCGGUAUUUAUGUUUGGUUAUUUGUGCAAUUUGUUAGAUGAUGAUUGCAGAUUUUUCAAAUAAAAUAUGAUUAGCAAAUGUUUUUUGUCGGGACU
This is a messenger RNA of Epinephelus moara (kelp grouper), 7067 nucleotides long. It is a transcript of the gene cep170ba, whose product is annotated as centrosomal protein 170Ba. Lineage: Eukaryota; Metazoa; Chordata; Actinopteri; Perciformes; Serranidae. Bases 212 to 5110 code for a protein of 1632 amino acids. Gene Ontology annotation, molecular function: protein binding. The record is from RefSeq and is a predicted model, not a curated record. The transcript has 19 exons.